This is a messenger RNA of Glycine soja, 3298 nucleotides long. RefSeq names its product ABC transporter A family member 7-like. Gene Ontology annotation, cellular component: intracellular membrane-bounded organelle; membrane. The transcript is spliced from 18 exons. NCBI's taxonomy places the organism in Eukaryota, Viridiplantae, Streptophyta, Magnoliopsida, Fabales, Fabaceae. The record is from RefSeq and is a predicted model, not a curated record. The coding region runs from base 82 to 2931 and encodes 949 amino acids. Gene Ontology annotation, molecular function: lipid carrier activity; ABC-type transporter activity; ATP binding. Gene Ontology annotation, biological process: lipid transport; transmembrane transport.
AAGAACGCUCGAAUUUGGCUCCCAUAAAACCAAGACACAGACAACACCAACACUCCAUCCACACAGUACAGACAAACACAGAUGACAAAUCCUGCUCCUGCGAGCUUCUGGACUCAAGCAAACGCGCUUCUUCGCAAGAACCUUACCUUCCAGAAACGGAACGUGAAAACGAACGUUCAGCUGGUACUGUUCCCGGUGUUCCUCUGCUUGCUGCUUUUCGCGCUCCAACGCUUCAUCGACACCCAAAUCGGUGGGUCCGCCUUCAAAUGCGGCUGCGUCUGCGCCAACAACACAACCCGAGAACACUCUCACUGCCCUGACUCACAAAAAGUGUGUGGGGUCCAGUACUCCGAUUCCCUUCAAGCUGCCUUCUGCGCCAUUCCCAACCCCAUCGAAUGGCCACCGCUCUUGCAGCUUCCGGCGCCGUCGAGCCGCGCCGUGCGAACCCCUUCUCUUCCCCUUUCGGAUUUGCCCGAUGCCUCGUGCCGGAGAACCGACUCGUGUCCUCUUACUCUGCUCUUCACCGCACAGAAUCACUCCUUUGCGAAAAACGUGGCUGCUAAUAUGUUUGGGAGUGCCUUGAGUGUAAGUGACUUUGGUAGUGAUUUCUUGGCUAGUUUGGCCAUGAAUGUACUGGGAUCUGAAUCACCUCCCUGGGGAAACAAUUUUAUUGAAAUUGCUUUCUCUUCGGGUGACCCCAUUUAUUAUCUACAAAAAAAGUGCACAGACACAGAGAAAUCUGGACUCUCCUUUCCUUCCCUGCCGGCAGCUGACAAUGAGAUCAAAUGUGCUCAGGCUCUAAAUUUAUGGCGUAAUAGUUCUUCUGAGAUCAACGGUGAACUAUAUAAAGGUUAUCAAACAGGUAACACAGAUGGACAAGUCAAUGAGAUAGUUUCAGCUUUUGAUUUUCUAAAUUCAAACAGGAAUAGAUAUAAUGUCAGUAUAUGGUACAACUCAACCUACAAGCAAGGCACAGGAUUUAGUUCUAAUGUGUUGUUGCGGAUUCCUCGCUCUAUAAAUCUGCUAUCAAAUUCCUACCUGCAGUUUCUGCUUGGACCUGGAACCAAAAUGUUAUUUGAGUUUGUAAAGGAAAUGCCAAAGCCUGAGACCAGUUUUAGGCUUGAGAUAUCUUCUCUUCUGGGAACUAUGUUUUUUACAUGGGUCAUCCUGCAACUUUUUCCUGUUGUUCUGACAUCACUAGUCUAUGAGAAGCAACAAAAAUUAAGAAUCAUGAUGAAAAUGCAUGGUCUUGGUGAUGGGCCGUAUUGGAUGAUUUCAUAUGGUUAUUUUCUUGCCAUAUCAAUAAUCUACAUGUUGUGUUUUGUGAUAUUUGGUUCACUCUUAGGAUUAAAAAUCUUCACAAUCAACGACUACAGCAUCCAAUUUGUGUUUUAUUUCAUCUAUAUUAACUUACAAAUUGCACUGGCGUUUUUGGUGGCUUCCAUAUUUUCAAAUGUUAAGACUGCUACAGUUACUGCAUAUAUUGGUGUCUUUGGAACUGGGUUAUUAGCUGGCUUUCUUUUCCAAUUUUUUGUUCAAAAUACAUCAUUUCCAAGAGGGUGGAUAAUUGUUAUGGAGUUGUAUCCUGGGUUUGCUUUAUAUCGCGGGUUAUAUGAGUUAGCACAAUUUUCCUUUGAAGGGAGUAGUUCAGAGACAGGUGGUAUGAAGUGGCAGAAUCUGAGUGAAAGCACCAAUGGCAUGAAAGAGGUCUUAAUUAUCAUGUUUGUUGAGUGGAUAAUGAUGCUUUUUGCUGCCUUCUACGUUGACCAAGUAUUGUCGUCAGGAAGUAGAAAAGGUCCGCUUUUUUUCUUGAAAGGAUUUCAGAAAAGGCCUCCUUUCCAGAAGCUUGAUGCCCAAAUGCCGGUGUCAAAAGUAUUCUCUCAAAUGGAGAAACCUGAUGUCAUCCAAGAGAAGGAGAAGGUGGAGCAACUGCUACUUGAACCGACUAUUAAUCAUGCAAUUGUAUGUGAUGACCUGAAAAAGGUCUAUCCAGGGAGGGAUGGAAAUCCAGAUAAAUAUGCAGUUAGAGGGUUGUUUCUUUCUGUGCCUCAAGGGGAAUGCUUUGGUAUGCUUGGUCCCAAUGGAGCUGGGAAGACCUCUUUUAUCAAUAUGAUGAUUGGUCUCACAAAGCCAACCUCUGGUAUGGCGUUUGUUCAAGGCUUGGACAUAAGAACUCAAAUGGAUGGAAUAUAUACUACCAUGGGUGUAUGCCCACAGCAUGACUUGCUGUGGGAAAGCUUGACAGGUAGAGAACACCUAUUUUUUUACGGCAGACUUAAAAAUCUUAAAGGCUCAGUCUUGACACAAGAAGUAGAAGAAUCUUUGGAGAGUUUAAACCUUUUUCAUGGAGGAGUUGCUGAUAAGCAAGUUGGAAAAUACAGUGGAGGGAUGAAGAGGAGGCUUAGUGUUGCAAUUUCAUUGAUUGGGGAUCCCAGAGUUGUUUACAUGGAUGAGCCAAGUUCCGGGUUAGACCCUGCCUCAAGAAAAAACUUAUGGAAUGUUGUCAAGCAUGCGAAACAGAACCGUGCAAUCAUUCUCACCACACAUUCCAUGGAAGAGGCAGAGGCCUUAUGUGAUCGAUUGGGAAUAUUUGUAAAUGGUAACUUGCAAUGUGUAGGAAAUGCAAAGGAGCUGAAAGCAAGAUAUGGAGGAACUUACGUGUUCACAAUGACAACAUCUUCAGACCAUGAAAAAGAUGUGGAGAACAUGGUGCAGAAACUCACCCCAAAUGCCAACAAGAUAUACCAUCUCUCUGGUACUCAGAAGUUUGAGCUGCCAAAAGGGGAUGUUAGAAUAACAGAUGUAUUCCAAGCUGUUGAUGCUGCAAAGAGAAACUUCACCGUUUCUGCAUGGGGCUUAGUUGACACCACAUUGGAAGAUGUCUUCAUUAAGGUAGCACGCGAGGCUCAGGCAUUUGACACCUUGUCAUAACUGUCAUACAAAAUAAACUCUGCUCAAAACCAAAUUAGUAUUUAGUAAAUACAUAAACUCUAUGCUACACGGUUAGCAUAGAGUAGCUGGUAGCCAGAAUAAGAGUUUGGUCUAGUAAUAUUCUAUAUACCCAUUAUCCUAUAGCACCUUCCUAAUUGUGAGAUUAGUAUAAUUGAAUGGCCUUUACAAAUGCAAGGCCUUUACAAAUGCAAGCGGAUGAACAUCAAGCCUGAAUAUUCUAUAUACCCAUUUCCCGCCGAGGAAUUGCUUUGAUGAUAAAUAUCAAGCCUGAAUAUUGUAUGCUGCGGAUGAACAAUUGAUUAUUUUGUUAAAAGAAUGGUUUUACUAUUCUGUGCGCUAUACUAAA